Vanessa tameamea is the source of this 2350-nucleotide messenger RNA. Its product is annotated as arrestin homolog. Gene Ontology annotation, molecular function: G protein-coupled receptor binding. The transcript has 11 exons. The record is from RefSeq and is a predicted model, not a curated record. The coding region runs from base 246 to 1790 and encodes 514 amino acids. Gene Ontology annotation, biological process: signal transduction; G protein-coupled receptor internalization. Gene Ontology annotation, cellular component: cytoplasm. Lineage: Eukaryota; Metazoa; Arthropoda; Insecta; Lepidoptera; Nymphalidae.
GUCGCGGUGGAUGCGCGUGUGCCCACGAGACGUGAUAAAAUAAAUAAAAAAUAAACGGUAAUUUGUAUUGAUUACAGAUUAAAUAAAAGUUUAAAAAGUGUUAUUUUUUUUUUCGAGUGUAAACUAUUUUAAGUAUGUGUCUCAACGUGGAAUAAUAAUGUUGGGUUAGUGUCAGUGUUGUGGCAGAGGAAAAGUUAUUAUUACGAAAAAACUUUCAAUAUCCAGAAAGUCAUUGGAAUCCCGAAAUGACAUCGGACAGCGCGCUGAACUCUCAGCGCGUUUUCAAGAAAUCAUCGCCGAACAACAAAUUGACACUGUACCUGGACUCGAGAGACUUGGUGGUAGAGAAUGGCAGCAUUGAUAAGAUCCAGGGCGUCCUGCACGUGGAUUCAGAAUGCUUGGAAAAUAAGAAAUUAUUCGGACAAGUCACAUUAACUUUUCGAUACGGUCGCGAAGAUGAAGAAGUGAUGGGCCUCAAGUUCUGUAACGAGGCAAUUAUGAGCCUCGCGCAGAUAUGGCCGCUGCACUGCAACCUUGAGAGGGAACCGAACACAGCGUUGCAGGAUGCACUUAUCAAGAGGCUGGGGACAAAUGCGUUUCCGUUCCACUUAGAGUUGACUCCACUGGCGCCGCCGAGCGUCCAGCUCGUUCCGGCUAAACAAUAUCACGGAGCGCCUAUUGGGACAUCGUACGACGUACGAGCGUAUAUUGCGGAACGAGCUGACGAGAAAGUAUCAAGACGCAACACAGUUCGUAUGGGUAUACGAGUACUUCAAGGUCCUGGCAAGUCGUCUGCUAUACCGCCAGUGUUACCACCAUCACCACACCGCACGCUCAGUACGCUGGCACAUCACAACGUGCUUAGGCUGAAAAAUAAAGCUAAAUUGGACACGGAUGAAAAAUGUAGAGCGAAAAACGAGGAAAUCGAGAACGUUGAACCCGCGCCGCCCCGAGCGACCGUCGAGAAGCCGUUCCUGUUGUCUGAUGGAAGAGUGGAGUUGGAGGCCUGGCUAGACAAAGCGACGUAUUCACACGGCGAAUCCAUAGCUGUGAGCGUGGUCAUAUCGAACCAUUCAUCCAAAACCGUUAGAAGAAUAAAGGCACUAGUGGUCCAGCAUGUCGACGUGUGUAUGUUUUCCAACGGGAAAUUCAAGAAUGUGGUUGCAUUAGUACGUGGGACCGGAACGCCUGUACUGCCCGGACAAACAUUCACUGACACGUAUACCCUUAUUCCACACAAAGGGGUGACCAAAAAUUGGAUAGCAUUGGAAGAUUCAUACUCUAAAUCAGGUGCAAGUUUGGCUUCAACGGUUCUGUGCAACUCUGAUUCGCCUGAGGAUCGCAACGUUUUCGCUAUUUACGUUUCUUAUUAUGUCAAAGUGAAACUCACCCUCAGUGCUAUGGGCGGUGAAGUUUCAGUGAAAUUGCCUUUCACACUCACACAUUCCUGCAUAAACGAAGCACCAACAGACAGUGUUACAGAAGAAGCAACUCAUAAAAUGAUCCUCGAAGGAAAAGAAAAUAGCGAAGAAGAGGAUAGUAAAGCCGAAACGAAAAAAGAUAAGCAGAACAACAACGGUGUCAACGAAAACCAAGCAACGACAUUCGGUGACGAGGCUGAGGUGAAGUCUCCAGACGACCACAGAUGUGUUGCCGAUGUCCUGGUUAAUAUAGAGAACAAAAUGUGUGAAAGGCCAAAGAAAUUCGAAGGGCAAACUGAGGUUCGAACUGCGAAACCGAACCAAGAAGAAUUAGAUCUGAUAGUAAAGUACCCAGGUUCCGAUACGUGAUCCGACGAGGAAGUUGCUGUAAAAGGAAAGGGAGGCGAUAAGACUGAAAAGUCAAAUGAUGUGAACGACACCAAAACCUGUAAAACGGAGGUCCAAAAUCAAAAAAUUGGUUUCACUGAGAAUUUGAAAAGAGCUGUUUGCUGCACCGUGAGACGACAGUCGUAAUUAAGAUUAAAUUUAUAUUACUUUACACGCGAUCUAUUUAAUAAACAGUACCUAUUUGUUAAGCCAAAGAAAUUCAAUGUUCCAAAGAUAGUUUCAUAUAUAAAAUGUAUUCUAACUAGGGACUAUAUAUUUUUGCUAACCACAGAUAUCUAGAUAAAUAUAUUUCGGUGUUCUUGCAUGUAAAUGUAUUACUGAACGAAAUUAGUAGUUACCUAAACAUGAACUGAAUUGAAUAAUUAAAGAAAAAUGUAGUCGGCGUUUGAGUAAAUCACAAUUUGUCAAUUUUAAAGAGAUCUGACUAAGUAAAAUCGUAUAUUAAAGAUGUACCAAAUAUUAUAAAAAACAUUUAUAAAUGAUAAAUAUAUUCUCUACCAAUUGUCAUUACUAGAUUAUUU